AAAAGGAAAUCCAUACGCAACAUCCGAUCCAAAAGAGCAAUAUAUCGCCAUAAAAGUUCAAAAUUAUUAUGUCAGACAUGAUACAGAUGGAGAAGUGUCUGAUCCCAAAGUUUUUUCAAUGUUUGGUUUCGUGCGAUUGUUUCAACAC
Molecule: messenger RNA, 148 nt
Organism: Funneliformis caledonium
Lineage: Eukaryota; Fungi; Glomeromycota; Glomeromycetes; Glomerales; Glomeraceae
Source: the annotation of a GenBank genome assembly